GGAGCGCCUAGCCACCCCCUGGCUGCUUCCCCACAGAACGACAGGAGGCCCCCGCAGCUCCAGUGGCCCAGCCAUGGCCCCCUGGCGCAAAACUGACAAGGAGCGACACGGUGUGGCCAUAUACAACUUCCAGGGGAAUGGAGCCCCCCAGCUCUCCCUGCAGAUUGGUGAUGUGGUGCGAAUACAGGAGACCUGUGGAGAUUGGUAUAGGGGAUACCUCCUAAAGCACAAAAUGUUACAGGGCAUUUUCCCUAAAUCCUUUAUCCACAUCAAGGAAGUGACAGUGGAGAAAAGAAGAAAUAUCGAGAACAUCAUUCCUGCAGAAAUUCCUCUGGCACAAGAAGUGACGACGACACUUUGGGAAUGGGGCAGCAUCUGGAAACAGCUCUACGUGGCCAGCAAAAAGGAACGGUUCAUGCAGGUGCAGUCCAUGAUGUAUGACCUGAUGGAGUGGCGGUCCCAGCUCCUCUCAGGAACUCUGCCCAAGGAUGAGCUGAAGGAACUGAAGCAGAAAGUCACAUCUAAAAUUGACUAUGGCAACAAAAUUCUUGAGCUUGAUCUGAUUGUCAGAGAUGACGAUGGAAAUAUCUUAGACCCUGAUAAUACCAGCGUCAUCAGCUUGUUCCAUGCACACGAGGAAGCGACUGAUAAAAUCACAGAGCGCAUCAAGGAAGAAAUGUCCAAAGACCAGCCAGAUUAUGGAAUGUAUUCCCGGAUCUCCUCAUCCCCCACCCACAGCCUCUAUGUCUUUGUGAGGAACUUUGUGUGCCGAAUUGGAGAAGAUGCUGAGCUCUUCAUGUCUCUCUAUGACCCCAACAAGCAAAUGGUCAUAAGUGAGAACUACUUGGUGCGAUGGGGUAGCAAGGGCUUCCCGAAGGAGAUCGAGAUGCUCAACAACCUGAAAGUGGUCUUCACGGAUCUUGGAAACAAAGACCUCAACAGGGAUAAAAUUUACUUGAUUUGUCAAAUAGUCCGAGUGGGGAAGAUGGAUCUCAAGGAUACGAAUACAAAGAAGUGCACGCAGGGACUGAGGCGGCCCUUUGGGGUGGCAGUUAUGGACAUAACAGACAUCAUCAAGGGGAAAGCAGAGAGUGAUGAAGAAAAGCAGCACUUCAUUCCUUUUCACCCAGUGACUGCUGAGAAUGACUUCCUUCACAGCCUGCUGGGCAAAGUUACAGCCUCCAAGGGAGACAGUGGAGGGCAAGGCCUCUGGGUGACCAUGAAGAUGCUUGUGGGUGACAUCAUUCAGAUCCGCAAGGACUACCCACAUCUGGUGGACAGGACCACUGUGGUGGCCAGGAAGCUGGGCUUCCCAGAGAUCAUCAUGCCAGGGGAUGUCAGGAACGACAUCUACAUCACUCUCUUACAAGGCGACUUUGACAAGUACAACAAGACCACCCAGAGGAAUGUGGAAGUGAUCAUGUGUGUGUGCGCGGAGGACGGCAAAACGCUGCCUAAUGCAAUUUGUGUGGGAGCUGGGGACAAGCCCAUGAAUGAAUAUCGGUCUGUUGUGUACUAUCAAGUCAAACAACCACGGUGGAUGGAAACAGUCAAGGUGGCUGUCCCUAUUGAAGACAUGCAGAGGAUCCAUCUGAGAUUCAUGUUUCGACAUCGGUCAUCCCUGGAAUCUAAAGAUAAAGGAGAAAAGAACUUUGCCAUGUCCUAUGUGAAGUUGAUGAAGGAAGAUGGGACCACUCUGCAAGAUGGAUGCCACGACUUGGUCGUCCUAAAGGGGGAGAGUAAGAAGAUGGAGGAUGCCAGUGCUUACCUGACCCUUCCUUCUUAUCGACACCAUGUGGAAAACAAGGGGGCCACCUUGAGCCGAAGCUCCAGCAGUGUUGGGGGUCUCUCCGUCAGCUCCCGAGAUGUGUUCUCCAUUUCCACUCUGGUGUGUUCCACAAAGCUCACCCAAAACGUGGGCUUGCUGGGUUUGCUGAAGUGGCGUAUGAAGCCUCUGCUGCUACAGGAGAACUUAGAGAAAUUGAAGAUCGUCGAUGGAGAGGAAGUGGUGAAGUUUCUCCAGGAUACUCUGGAUGCCCUCUUCAAUAUCAUGAUGGAGCAUUCUCAAAGUAAUGAGUAUGAUAUCCUCGUCUUUGAUGCUUUGAUCUACAUAAUAGGACUCAUUGCUGACCGAAAAUUCCAGCAUUUCAAUACCGUUCUGGAGGCUUACAUUCAACAGCAUUUCAGUGCGACCUUGGCUUACAAGAAAUUGAUGACAGUGCUGAAGACUUACUUGGAUACCUCCAGCAGAGGGGAGCAAUGUGAGCCGAUCCUAAGAACUCUGAAAGCUUUGGAAUAUGUGUUCAAGUUCAUUGUUCGGUCGAGGACAUUAUUUUCACAGCUUUAUGAAGGCAAAGAACAGAUGGAGUUUGAAGAAUCCAUGAGACGGCUCUUUGAAUCCAUCAACAACCUGAUGAAAAGUCAAUAUAAAACAACCAUCCUUUUGCAGGUUGAAUGCCGGGACAUUCUUCUUCCUGUCAUCACCAAAGAACUGAAGGAGCUGCUGGAGCAAAAGGAUGAGAUGCAACACCAGGUCCAGGAGAAGAAGUACUGUGUCGAACUACUCAACAGCAUUUUGGAGGUCCUCAGCUGUCAGGAUGCG
Molecule: messenger RNA, 2602 nt
Organism: Leptonychotes weddellii (Weddell seal)
Lineage: Eukaryota; Metazoa; Chordata; Mammalia; Carnivora; Phocidae
Source: RefSeq, a predicted model, not a curated record